Desarmillaria tabescens is the source of this 1751-nucleotide messenger RNA. Its product is annotated as FAD dependent oxidoreductase. The record is from RefSeq and is a predicted model, not a curated record. NCBI's taxonomy places the organism in Eukaryota, Fungi, Basidiomycota, Agaricomycetes, Agaricales, Physalacriaceae. The transcript is spliced from 10 exons. Gene Ontology annotation, molecular function: FAD binding. The coding region runs from base 336 to 1751 and encodes 471 amino acids.
CGGGCGGUCAAGGAGAAGACGAAGCCACGGCGUUUAAUCUCGUCCUACUUACAUACGUUUGUUUUCCGGUGCCUUCUAUCUCCAUAAUGCGGUUCUUAUCAGUUCCUUUCCUGAGUCCUGAUUCAGAAGAACUCUCGACCAGAUCACUUAUUAAUUUGCAGCUUUCGGAGACAGAAAUGCCAAUCAUAGGAUCACCUAGCUUGUCAAUUUUCUAUCCUGUGAUGCUGGACAGACAUAGCCAAGGCCUCGAGGGUCGAAACCUUAACAACACCUUAUAAGCUGGCACACAAACGAUACUGUUUUUUUCUUCGCCUUCCGGCUCUGCCCCCGUUCAUAUGCUUCUCGCUGCGACGUCUGUCCUGAGUCUAUUGGGAACUGCUUUGGGUCUUGAUAUCUGUCCUCGCAUCGCCAGCAAGGUUUCGUCCGCGACAGACGUUUACUAUCCUGGAUCGUCAUCAUACGUAGCGGACAAUGCGCACUAUGCAAUCUCAAGCUCACAGGAAUCAUUGUGCAGUGUGGAGCCUGGGUCAGCUGAGGACCUCGGUAUCAUUUUAUGUAUUUUAGGAGAGACAAAUACGGCCUUCGGGGUCAAAGGUGGUGGACACGCCACGAACCAAGGCUUCUCAUCUACGAAGGGCGUUCAGAUCUCCAUGACACGGUUCAAUGAAGUCACGUACGACUCCACGACGCAGACGGCAGUGAUUGGUGCCGGUAAUAUUUGGGACGACGUCUACAAGAUAUUGAACGCUCAAAAUGUUAACAUUCUUGGGGGAAGAGUAUCCGGGAUCGGUGUGGCUGGCUUUACUCUUGGCGGUGGAUAUUCAUGGCACACCAACCAGUAUGGCCUAGCUAUUGAUAAUGUGGUCGCCUACGAGCUAGUGCUACCGAAUGGCACCCUCUCUACUGUAACCGAAGGUAGUGACCAGGACCUAUUCUUUUCAUUAAAGGGAGGCUGUAAUAAUUUUGGAAUUGUCACUCGGUUCACCUUGAAGGCAUUUCCACAAAGCGCCGUCUGGGGAGGAAGCGCUAUGUAUAGCAUGGAUGAUUUAUCUGCGUUUACGGCUGCAUCUGCAAAAUUCUCCUCAGAAGUCCGCGAUCCCAAAGCAGUGAUGAUUAUGAUGUACGGGUAUUCUGGCUCUACCAGUCAGCUAUCCCUGUCCGUUCUGAUGUUCUACGAUGGCCCGACUCCUCCGAGUGGUAUCUUCGAUGACUUCCUUGCGCUGCCACCUUUGUCUCAGGACAUCAAGUCUCGCUCGUUUCACGACCUUAUUAUCUCUUUUAAUCUUUCGGCUGGUUAUGAUAGAGUUGUAUCUAAUGACAUCCCCGUGCUUGAAUACUCAGAAUCGACAAUCAAAGGUCUCAUCAACGAGCUAAACAACUCGGCCUCCAUCCUAUUCACACAUGGAGCCUCCGAUAUCUCGUUUUCUAUUGAGCCUUUCCUUCCUACCAUCCUUACUCAUGCUCCCGCAAACUCCUCCGCUUACCCAGGCUCGCGAGAGCGCGCUAUCUUUCCUACUAACCUCGGCUUUCAGUGGCUAGGGGAGAGCCAAGAUAGUGUAUUUCACGCUGCUGCGAGGGAGAUUACGGAAAAGCUCGGCGUACCGGGCGCACCGAGGUACCCGAAUUACGCCAUCGAUGGUACUCCAGUGAAAGAUAUGUACGGUGAGGAGGGAUUGAGGAGGAUGGAGGCUACGAGGAAAAGGGUGGAUCCUAGAGGUAUUAUGUGGUUGACGGGGGGAUUCAAGAUAUAA